Messenger RNA from Amaranthus tricolor (Joseph's coat), 564 nucleotides. RefSeq lists its product as uncharacterized. NCBI's taxonomy places the organism in Eukaryota, Viridiplantae, Streptophyta, Magnoliopsida, Caryophyllales, Amaranthaceae. Bases 1 to 564 code for a protein of 187 amino acids. The record is from RefSeq and is a predicted model, not a curated record. The transcript has a single exon.
AUGAGAGCAAGCAGUUGGGAGGACCUUGAAUUAUUGUAUCAUGAUCAUGCUAGAGCAACAGGGUUUAGUGUUCGGAAAUCCACAAUAAGGAAAAUAGAUGGUGUUAUACAUGAACGAUACUUCAUUUGUUCUAAACAAGGAACUACAAAGACAAAAAUCAAAGAAAAUGAACGACAAAAUGCCAAGAGAAAGUUAGUUCCAACUAAAAGAUGUGGAUGUGAUGCACACAUUAGGAUUAAACUGGAUGUAUACAGUGGAGACAUCUUUUUCAAACAACAUGUUGUAUCAUAUAACCAUACAUUAACGAGAGCGGAAUGGCAAUACUUGCAAAGAUCUGAGAGGACAACAACUUUAAAAGAAACAAUGAAAGCCAUUGAAGGUUUUGAAGAUGCACAUAUAAGGUCUACUACAGCGUACAAAUAUUUUGCGAAGCAUGCUAGAGGGACUGAGUGUGUAGGACAUACUUUAAGAGACCAUCUCAAUUAUGUGAAUAGAUUAAGAAGGAAGGAAAUUGAGGGUGGGGAUGUUCAAACUGUGAUCAGGCAAUUGAUACUGUGUGUAUAG